This is a messenger RNA of Penicillium argentinense, 507 nucleotides long. Its product is annotated as transcription factor domain-containing protein. The transcript is spliced from 3 exons. NCBI's taxonomy places the organism in Eukaryota, Fungi, Ascomycota, Eurotiomycetes, Eurotiales, Aspergillaceae. Bases 1 to 507 code for a protein of 168 amino acids. The record is from RefSeq and is a predicted model, not a curated record.
AUGGGGUUGCGUCGAGGGGUAAAUUGGCUGGGCGGCCGAGCCCUGUUCCUGAUUCUGAUCCCGUCUCCUGUGAAGAGCGACCAGAGUUAUGAGCUGCGGCGAAUGAAUACUUACAACGCGACGUUUAAUGACCUUCUCGGCGAUAUUCUCUUAUCCGAACCUCCUGCUGAUGAAAGCUUGGAUCUUGCACUGCACACUGACGGUCCUCUAAUUUCCCGAAAUUAUCUCCCCCGCGAACUAGACGCUCUCGAUGGGCAGUCUAGAUCCCUACUGUUGUACUUCUCCGACAACAUUGCCCCGGCCAUGGCAGCAAUUAACAACGUUCUCAACGGAUACCGCGACAUGAUCCUACCCAUAUCUGAAGGCGAUCCCACCGUCAGAAAUGCAAUACUCGCCGCCUCAGCCUCACACCUCACUGAAACAUCCGGCGUGGAAGGAAAUCUCCACGAAUUAUCACAUGGCCGCCAUCCACGGACUGAAUCGUCAAACAAAAGACAGCGCGGAUAA